UCCAGAUCCACCAAAUUAUCUUCCGAUCCUCAACUUUGCACGUACCCCCUCCCCUCCUCUCUCUCUCUCUCUCUCUCUCUCUCUCUCUCUCUCUCUCUCUCUUCAUUCAUCACCAUCAACAUGUCAAAGCCAAGGUUGGAGGGCAAGGUAGCACUCAUCACCGGCGCCGCCAGUGGCAUCGGAGAAGCUGCGGCAAGAUUAUUCCUGGAGCACGGCGCCUCCGUGGUUGUAGCGGACAUUCAAGACGAAUUAGGCCGUCAAGUCAUCGCUUCGAUUAACUCCGACAAAGUGAGUUAUCAUCACUGUGACGUAAGAGAUGAAACCCAAGUGGCCGCCGCCGUUGCUUACACCGUCAAAAAGUACGGCCGGCUGGACGUACUGUUCAGCAAUGCCGGAAUUAUGGGACCACUGACGGGCAUACUGGAUCUCGACAUUCAAGGACUGGACAACGCAAUGGCCACCAACGUACGUGGGGUCGCCGCCACAAUAAAGCACGCAGCCCGGGUCAUGGUGGAGGGGAAGAUAAAGGGAUCCAUCAUUUGCACCGCCAGCGUGGCGGCGUGCAUAGGAGGAGCCGGCCCACACGCUUACUCGGCUUCGAAACACGCUGUGGUUGGUCUGAUGAAGACUGCAUGCGGGGAGCUUGGUGAGCAUGGGAUCAGAAUAAACUGUAUAUCUCCUUUCGGGGUGGCGACGCCGCUGGCUUGCGAGGCUUAUGGGCUGAAGCCGAGCGAAGUUGAAGACAACAGCAGCGCCUUGGCCAAUUUGAAGGGACUUGUUUUGACCACUAAGCACGUGGCGGAGGCCGCCCUGUUUUUGGCUUCCGAUGAAUCGGCUUAUGUAAGUGGACAAAAUUUGGCGGUUGACGGUGGUUUUACGGUGGUUAGCCGGAGUUCCUUCUGACAACUACUUGAUACGGUCGUUUAUUUUUAUUCUUUUAAAUUUUAAUUCGUUGUUGGGUUGGAGUUUUCCAUGUGCCUUUUUUCCUGGUAAUACGCACUUUAAUUCAUUUGAACUCGUGGUCAACAUCGCUUAUUGACAACUUAACGAUUUCUAUUUAAAUAUUUAAAAGUAAAAAGGAAUUGUUUGUGAGUUGACUAUUCCUACAACAAAUGAAUUGAUUAUAAGACAAGUUGUAAGUUGACUAUUCCUGCUUAUACACUUAAU
Molecule: messenger RNA, 1167 nt
Organism: Erythranthe guttata (spotted monkey flower)
Lineage: Eukaryota; Viridiplantae; Streptophyta; Magnoliopsida; Lamiales; Phrymaceae
Product: short-chain dehydrogenase reductase 3b
Source: RefSeq, a predicted model, not a curated record